Molecule: messenger RNA, 5993 nt
Organism: Bicyclus anynana (squinting bush brown)
Lineage: Eukaryota; Metazoa; Arthropoda; Insecta; Lepidoptera; Nymphalidae
Gene: Rab2
Product: ras-related protein Rab-2A
Exons: 6
Coding region: 174-815 (213 amino acids)
Cellular component (GO): Golgi apparatus
Molecular function (GO): GTPase activity; GTP binding
Source: RefSeq, a predicted model, not a curated record
AUUUCAUUCCUGUCAGUUUGCGAUUUUUCACAAUGACACAUUGAAAUAUCUAUUUCUAACCAGCUGUAAGAUUAUUAAAAUUGCGUAUUAUUUACUAGAAAAUUGAUACAAAAAGCUUUGUGCAGCAUUUUUAUUAUUCGCAUUCAUUGUAAAGUUAAUAAACAUUAGCUAAAAUGGCUUACGCCUACUUGUUCAAAUACAUCAUCAUCGGCGACACAGGUGUUGGAAAGUCUUGCCUGCUGCUCCAGUUUACAGACAAGAGAUUUCAGCCAGUUCAUGAUCUGACCAUUGGUGUAGAAUUCGGUGCUCGCAUGAUCACCAUUGAUGGCAAGCAAAUCAAACUUCAGAUUUGGGACACCGCUGGGCAAGAGGCGUUCAGAUCAAUCACUCGAUCAUAUUAUAGAGGUGCUGCGGGCGCUCUACUAGUGUACGACAUCACCAGACGAGAGACGUUCAAUCAUCUGACGACCUGGCUAGAAGACGCGCGCCAGCAUUCCAACUCAAAUAUGGUUAUCAUGCUUAUUGGUAAUAAGAGCGAUUUGGAAUCCCGACGCGAAGUGAAAAAGGAGGAGGGUGAGGCCUUCGCGCGCGAGCACGGCCUCGUGUUCAUGGAGACCUCGGCCAAGACCGCCGCCAACGUGGAGGAGGCCUUCAUCAACACCGCCAAGGAGAUCUACGAGAAGAUACAGGAGGGAGUCUUUGAUAUCAACAAUGAGGCGAAUGGCAUCAAGAUUGGGCCGCAGCACUCGACGGCGGGCGCGGGCGGCGCGGGGGGCGCGGGCGCAGGCGGCGCUCCCCCCGGCGGUUGCUGUUAGGUGCUGCGCUGCACACGCUGAGGACUGCGGGCGCCGUACGCUUCGACAGAGAAGAGGUGCAGCUGUGUGCAACAAACUUUGGUACAGAAACUUACUGCAUGACGGGUUACUAGAUUUCAUUUACGCUACAAACUGUUGCAACUCGACUCAAUAAUAUAGCGACGAGGUGUUUGGCAAGCCUAAAAAAAUUGCCCCUUUAUAAUUAACGAGAUAAAUCAAUAAAAAAUACCCUUUUGUAAGACACGCCCUAAUAAGUAAUCAUUUUUACGUCGAAUUGUAAUAUUUUAAUAUGUAAUUUUUAUUUUUGCAAAGUAAAAGCAUAUUUACAUUAAUCCAGUCAGUUCUACCACCCCUACGUCCGUGAUCUGCUGAAGUAAAUAUGUAAUCUGUCGAUAUAUUGUGAACUAAACAUACUGAUUACAAUUUAACGUAUUAUUUUUCGGUGUAUUAUAAUCUAUCGAAGUGAAACCGUUAAAUUGCAAUCUUGAAACGUCAACUGUCCGAAUUUGCCCCUGAUUGGUCGGCUUUACAGCAGAUUGUUCUGUGUCCAUAGAGUUAGGAAUGAAACAUAUAUGUCAGUCAAAUAAAAUAGUUCAAGAAUUGUGACAUCACGUAUUUAUUUAUUAUUUAUUAUACCUAAAGACAGACUAACCUAACCUAACUUUAGAUUUGACAAAAUUAUUCUUAUAAUAACCAAUAACAACAUUUUACUAAUGGAAGAACAGUGUUUAAAACUUUAAUAAUAAUUAUACAUGAUACAUAUGUCACUUCUGCGACUAAGAUGAAUAUGACAUAUAGAAUGUUAAAAAACUGUCAAACGGUAAAGGCUGUAUGUAGAGCUUUCCAAAAAGUGACAUCGAUACAUUAUUUGAGUAUGUCACUAACUUUGGUAGUUUGGUAAACAAUGCAUUAAUCACUGACUGGGUUAGUUUCUACUGGAAAACGCAAUGUAAAUAGACGUUUAGCUAUUUACAAAUAUAAUAAAUGUAAAAGAAGUACACAUUGUUCAUAUUACAUAUUUUGGUGUCAAAACUUUUGUAGCAAACGUUUUUAAAUUAUAACAUGUGUGAGCUUGGGCUCAUAGUAUUCAUAUAGGCAUAUUCGAAAUAAAAGCAUUGCUACUGUUUGUGUUCUCCAUUUUAGGGUUAACUCUGAAAGGAAUUUAUAAUAAUUAUUGAAUUUUAAAUACAUAUUCUUUUAAGGACCCCAUAUAUGAUCAAACUUUUCAAAUCAAACAAUUUAAUAGUCUGUAGUGUUGAUUAAAGCGUCUGUCAAUCAUUGUUUAAUGUUAUUAUACUAAUAGCAUUAACAACUGAGUCUUAGGGCCAUAAAUCAUUUCUCUAUAUCUAUCUCGCUUGCACUUAUGGGUCUUAUGGAGCCGUCUAGUGAAGGGUGUAACAAUGAAAGACAUAUUAUCGAUAAGUAAAGUUUAUUAUCGUAUCUUGUUCACAAAAUUAAAAAAAUUAACAAUAUUUGAUUUAAUAUAAUACAUAUUUCAUAUUAUAUAAUUAUUAACUAAAUAAAAUUAAUCUUCAUCUGAGUCUUCAUCAUCAGAAUCUUCGUCUUCUGCCAAAUUUAUUAUAUAUUAGUAUCCAUAGUGCGCAACGAGUAACACAUGAAUGUAUUUAUUUAAUUGCAGUAAACACAUUUAUAGCAAAAAAAAUACGCAAUGCAAUUACAUUAGAAACCGACCAAUCAGAAUCGUCCAAAUCAUUAUUGACUCAUCAUUAGCACGUGCGCAGGUAGCCGUUUAUCGAUAAUUAGGGUGCGCAGGUAGGCGCGCUGCACAUUCCUAUCUUUUUUGACUUUUAUGACCGGACGACUCAGAUGAUAAUGCGCAUACUAUAGGGUUAAAGCCAUUGGAAACAAUCAAUGAUGUUUGACAAACUUGACUUUCUCAUCAAAUAAUGUUUGAUAAAACUGCAAAUUAUCAUUUAAUUUUUUUUAAUUAAACGAUUUUCAUUUAUUAUUAUUGAUAAUAAUUUGCAUUUUCAACAGAACUUUUGUUUGGUAACUCUUAAACGAAUUUGUAAAAUAUAAAUGUAUUUAAAAUUCAAAUAUUAAUAAAAUUUUUAAUUUCAAUGUUUAUUUACUAUGUAGUGGCAGUAACGUCUCGUAUAGCUUAUUAUUGUCCGGCCGCUCAGAAAUUGCGUUUCUGACAAAUCGUGGUCGAAUGGGCGAUUUAACUUCGAACUGUGCUAUUUCAAGUUAUGCUAUUAUGAUAUACAGAUAUAUAUAUUAUAUCUGUUUGUCUUUGUAGUAAUGAAACAAAUAACGAGAGAAAUGUAAUUGAAUGUUUGUCCCAUUCGAUCACGACCUGUCAGAAACGCAAUUUCUGAGCGGCCGGAUAUUAUUAUAAAUAUUUACCAUAAGUAUAAUUAAAUUCAUCAUGCGUAACCAGACAUGUGUGUAUAUGUAAGAAUUGACCAGGUGGAAGGAAUCAUUGUAUUUUACAUGAAAUUUGUUUGGUGUCGACUUGUAUGCGCUUUCCUUUUCAAAAAAAAAAAUAAAUAAUAUAGCUUUAAGAUGAACAUUAAAAGUGAUAAAAAUAGAGAUUUUGUGCAAUAUAAAAAGGCGACCAAUCUCUUUUUGAAAAUGUCAAAUAUGCAAGAUUGAGAAAAAUAUACUAAUUGUUAAUUUGUAAGGGCCGACACACAUUGACGAUUUCCAGUUUAACGCAGACAUUUCUAGUGUUAAAAAAGGUAAAGGUUAUUUUUAUUAAAAUAAUUUACUCUUGUCCCAUCGCAUUUUGUUAUUGUGUUAGUUAAUUUUGAAUGCCACGCCAGAGCUAUUAAUAACAAUAACAUUCAACGGCCUCCGUGGCGCAGUGGAUUCACAAGACGGGGGUCCUGGGUUCGAACGCCAGCUGGGCCGAUUGAGGUUUUCUUAAUUGAUCCAGGUUUGGCUGGUGGGAGGCUUCGGCCGUGGCUAGUUACCACCCUACCGAUAAAAACGUACCGCUAAGCGAAUUAGCGUUCCGAUACGAUGUCGUGUACAAACCGAAAGGUGUGUGGAUUUCAUCCCCCUCCUAACAAGUUAGCCCGCUUUCAUCUCAGAUUGCAUCAUCACUUACCAUCAGGUGAGAUUGCGAUCAAGGGAUAAGUUGUAAAAAAACUAAGUUUGAAAUGCGAUAUCCCGCCGUUGUUUAUAUCGGUUUCACCCGCGUAAUUCUCGUUCCAGUGGGAAAACGGGGAUAAAAUAUGGUUUUGUGAAAGAAUGUAUCAAUCGAUCCAAUAGUUUCAGAGCCUAUUCAGUGCAAACUUCCUCUUUAUAGGUAAUAUACUGUAGACUCUCAGUAAAUUCCAACGGAACAAAAAAUAUAUUGAUUGAUUAUAAAACACAGCUAAAACUUACUUGAAAUUCUAAUAAAAUUUAAGUUCUAAAAAAGAAAGAAAUAUUUUUUGUCGAGUUUUAAAAAGUAUCUAAUCACUAUUAUGUCGGUACUAUAGAUAUAGAUUGAUAUAAUAUCUAUAUUCUAUAUGAAUUGUGAAAUGAUCUAUAAAACCCAAGGUGAUAAUGAAAGCGCAUACCGACACUAUUCAUAAAAUUUUAGACUUAAGUCCGGCCGCUCAGUGAUUGCGUUUUUGGCAGGUCGUGCGAAUGGGACAAACAAAUUACAAUUCCUUCGUUUUUUGUCUCUCUCAUGUUAAAUCGCCCAAUAGAUCACGAUCUGUCAGAAACGCAAUCUCUGAGCGGCCGGACUUUAGCCCCGAUUCUCUAUGACAUGAUUAAAAUAUAUACCAUUGAUUAUUAUUAUCGAAAUGUCAUAAUUAUUAAUUAUACAUUUAGGUUUUAUUAUUUUAAUGUCAUAUGGAAUAAGGGCCAACGUCCAUUACCUGUAAUUUGUUUGCACUUUUUUGUGAUGUCUGCUAUAUUUUGACCAAGGCAUUUAUUCACCUAUUGCUGGCCAAUGAAACUACUUUUAUGUUAUUCCAAAGGUUCUAUAUAUUUUAUAUUAUUUAAAUAAAUGUUAUAAUGAAUUUCAAAUUAAUUCAAUUAACUCGUUUUGUUAGGUUUAGUUAAAAAUUUAACGAUUGAUUGAUUUAUUACGUAAUUAUUUGGCUCACAUCAAAUUAUUGCACUAUAAACUUCAUGGUGUUUUUAUUGUUAAGAUGUGAACCAGACUUGUAUUAAAAUGCUGUGAAAUAAGUGAAGUUAUAAAAAGGUCAGACUUUUCUAUAUCUUUAGAUAUAUCAGUAUGUUAUUCGUAUUUGAAAAACUGUCAUCAUCAGGAAAAUACAUAAUUACAAGUACAUAUACAGGGUGCUCGGGAGUAUUUCCCAUAACUCUAGGGUUAUAUUUUUUAUGGAAAAUUUAUUAAUUAUGUCCAAGAAACAUGUGUUCAUAAAUGUCACGAAGCAGCUGAUUAGUGAAGUGCGGAGUGCCAUUUGUAACUAUGUCGUCGUCGAUAUCGACAAAAUCAGAUACAGGCUGCAUAUUAAAUUGACAUUGAAUAAAAAAAUAUUUCUUUUCAUUUUACCUAAAGGUGUGUGUUACAUGGAUAGUCCGAAUUACUUUGUAUGAAACAUAAAAAGUUUUUUUUUAUUUAAAAAAAUAAUAGUUAUGAAGUACGGCUUCUGUAAGUGGACUCGUCAGCACCUUGAAGUUAUGGUAAAUACACCCGAGCACCAAGUUAUGGUAAAUACACCUGUAUACUACUAAGACUGCAGUGGUAUUUUUGUGGUUCGAAAGCCUGAUAUGUAUAGAUAGAUCUUUACUCACUGAUAUAACCAUCAAAUACAAACUAUAUUACAACUAAAUUAUAUAUAUAAAAAAAAAACAAUUUGUUAAUUAAAGUUGUUUAUUUUAUUUUUAUAUUUUAUUAUAAUUAAAUAUUAUGUUGUACAUUUUUUGAAUCUUACAUUAGCUUGUCCGCCAGGUACUCGUAUUCUUAUAUUUAAAACGUAUUUAUUGAUUGUCUAAAAAUAAAUUAAUGAAGGUGGUGGCCUAGUGAUUAAAUUUGCACAAUCAAUGGUUCUCGGGGGAUCCCCUUGAAGUGUCAUAAGAUUUUAUACAGAUUGACAAAAUGUGAUCUAUGUAAGGACUGCUUGCAAGGAAUUAUUGAAGACAUGAUAACAAAACUAGGUUUAUACUUUAAGUUUAGCACAUUGUAAUGAUGUAGUAAUAUUUUGUAAGAUAACAAUAUGCAAACACAUUCAAGUAAAUGUUGAAAAAUUU